Messenger RNA from Gilbertella persicaria, 690 nucleotides. RefSeq names its product HAD-like domain-containing protein. Bases 1 to 690 code for a protein of 229 amino acids. NCBI's taxonomy places the organism in Eukaryota, Fungi, Mucoromycota, Mucoromycetes, Mucorales, Choanephoraceae. Gene Ontology annotation, molecular function: phosphatase activity. The transcript has 4 exons. The record is from RefSeq and is a predicted model, not a curated record.
AUGACAUGUAUCACACAUUGUAUCUUUGAUAUGGAUGGUCUCCUAUUGGAUACUGAGCGUGUCUACACAGAAGUGACUCAGCAAAUCCUAGACAAGUACGCUGAUGGUGUCAAAUUCACUUGGGAGGUCAAGAGUAAACUCAUGGGAAGAAAUGGCGAUGAGUCUGCUGCUAUGGUAGUCGACACUUAUCAACUACCCAUGACAACUCAAGAAUACUUGGCCAUGACAUCCAUCAUUCAAGAGGAUUUGUUUCCUCAUGUCAAGCUUUUACCUGGUGUAGAAAAGUUAGUACGUCAUUUAAAAGCACAUAAUAUUCCUAUUGCUGUUGCUACUUCUUCUACACGCGCCAAAUUUGAACUCAAGACAUCCUUGAACAAGGAGAUCUUUACAUUGUUUGAUGUGAUUGUCUGUGGUGAUGAUCCCGAGAUUAAGCGAGGCAAACCUUCUCCUGAUCUCUUCUUGGCUGCUCAAAAGAAACUAGGUCAUCCAGCUUCUGAAAACUGUCUUGUGUUUGAAGAUGCUGUGAAUGGAGUCCAAGCUGCUUUGAAUGCCAGCAUGCAUGUUGUCUGGAUUCCUGAUGAAAAUAUCAAAGCUUUAACAGGAGAACAUGAUCAUGGUGCUACCUGUGUUCUUCCAUCCAUGGCUUACUUUGUGCCUGAAGCAUUCUCACUUCCUCCUUUUAGAGAAUAA